AUUCAUUAAAAAAAAAAAAAAAGCAUAACUUUGUCGGCCAAAUCUAUAGCAAUAAACUAUUAGAUUCUUUUUCGAUAUGUUGAUCAUCAAUGACAACAUGAACUUUUUGUUGGGAAAAAAUCGAAACAAGAAAGUACCAAUUAUUCUUACAAAUAUUUUGAAUUACUCAUUAAAAAACUGAUUACCAUAUUUCUAUGUUAAUAGUUAUUGUUAACAAAUGGCGAAUGCUAAUUUCAUUUGAAAAUAAAUAAAACAAUAAGUAGUAGGUUAUUUUUGACUUUCUAAUACAUAAGUGGGGUUAUAUUUUUGUAAAUUUUAUAUAAGUAUAUUUAAAUUAUAUUUAUAAAUAUGGAACGUUGUUAUUAUUGAAAUGAUGUUUCAAGAUUAUACGGCAUCACUUGAAAAACUACUUUAUACUGUAAUUAUAGACAAUAAUUGAUAAAAAAUAUAUGAAUAUGACUUAGUUAUAAUGAAAAAAAAUCAUAAAAUUAUAAACAUUAAGGCGUACUUAGAUGAAAUUGUUUCAUUUCCACAACGACAAUUCAUGCAUCUGUGACUUUCAUGAGAUCUAUAAAUUAUAAUUACGGAGAAACUGCGAAAUCCGAAAAAAUACUUGGAGAAAAAUUUUAAUUGAUGUAUCAUUUAUAAAAAAAGUCUGUAACCCGAUUGACACCGCAGGCUGUCCCUGGAAUUUUUUGCUUUAUCAGAUUUGUAGAGUAAUAUUAAUCUUAUCGAUUUUAAUAAGUUCAAUAAGCAAUUGAAAGGAUAAUGAGACUAAUAUUUAGUUAUAAUUGCGGUAUCGGUUCUAGCGAUGUUUCCAUAAUAUACUUAAUCUUUAUAACAUAGUUCGGUGUAACACGAAAUUAAUAUUAUCACGCUUACCAUAUGAGACUGUAUUAAAUCGAGUUGGUGCUGGACCAGGAUGUAAUUAAUUAAAUAGGGUAAUAAUUACGCGUGAACAAUACUUCAAAAGACCUUAAAUCCUUCUGAGCCUUAGACGGAUUAACUUUUUUUGUCAUUGCUUAUUUUUUUUAAAAUUACCCGCCUUCAUCAUGAAAUGCGCGCAUGCGCAAGACAAGUGUUCCACACAUAUGAAUAUAUAACUAAUUAAAAACUACAAAUUAACAUAAAAACAAACAAUUUAACAAUAGGACAAACACAAUUAAUGAUCGGACAAACGUUUAUACAUAAUUAUAGACCAAAUAUGAUAGAAUAAAAUUAUAAUUUGCAUAGGGGGGGCUAACUAAACAAUCAGUUAUUAUUUAAUUUUUUAUAAAUAAACAAAAUUAGGACAAAUAAUUAUUAAUGACGAACAUUCAAGGACAAACGACGAACAAACGAUUUAUUACAAUCAAAAUCCAAAAAAGUGUCAAAAAAAAAUUAGAAGGGGGCUGACUUUGCUCAGCUCAGAAUGAGCUACCAGUUCAAGCCGUGCUCUUUUUUUUUUUAAAUAAAAAAAAAGAAAAAGAAUGAAUCGCUUGAUAAGUUAUCGAUCUUAGUCUCGAAGCUCAGUUCUCGGAAAUUUGCGAUAUAUAUAAAUAUAAGAUUAAAAUCAGUAGCGAGUACAAAAAGUAGUGGCUCCAUGACAGCACGCAAGUGUCAAAGGUUUUAAAUAUUUUUUUAUCAGUUAACGAGUUUGUGACAUGAACAGUUGCUUUGAAACGUGAACAGGAUCCUGGUCCUGGUUCAAAUCCUGGUAUUGAUUAAAUAAAUAUUUAAAAUGGUACGAAUUAUUCCAGUGCAUAAUUUCCUGUCGCAAAAUGUCGGGCAGAUUGAAGAACCAACGGCAUCAUGCACCGCGAACAUCAUGGACCAAGACCUGCUGCUGCUGGCGCUGUCAAGUCACUGCGUCAAAGUCUACGGACUGGCAAGCAACCAGCACAAACUGCUGACGAUUUUUCCCACGGUGGACCUGGUCCAGGAGCUGGUGCACUCGGACAAGGGAAACUACGUCGCUACUCUGGAGUCCAAGAGCUCGAGAGACGGCGCGGGUGUCAACAACUUCGUAAGGGUUUACAUAAACUGGGAGAUGGCCGGUAACCAGAACCAGGCGAUGAGAGCCAGGAUUGCGGGACGAGUGACUCCGAGUCUCAACAGGACUCUCAAUAGUCUGGAGAUGAUUGAGCUGCCUCUGAAUCGACAGCCGAGCAAGAUCGCCUGCUGCCAGACCACGGGGAAUUUGCUGGUGGUGAUGGAGGACGAGGCUGUCAUCCACGAGCUCAAAGUCGAGACUCAGCAGACCUCCAAGCAUAAAUUUCUGGACUUUGAAGUAAGACCUUGGUCAAUUAGAUUCACUUUUAGUCCCAGUCAUGUUGAAUUCGCGGAGGAGUUCAUUUCUGUGAUGAAUUCCUCGUACUUUAUGCUGAUACGCCUGACCAAUAGAUUCCACGAUGACAAUUUUAUUUCUGAUCGCAGCGUUGAUAAAAUUAACAUCAACAGUUGCAGAAGCAGACGGCGCUCGCAUCAAAAUAGUUUAACUAAAGACGUUAGUUUAGUAGCUAAUAAUAAUAAUAAUAAUAAUAAUAACAAUAAUAAUAAUAAUAAUAACAAUAAUAAUAACAAUAGCAGCGAAGAAUCAAAAGCCAGAGUAAAGAAAGUUGAUUUUACAAAAUCAAUCGUCAACGAACGCGAUUACAUCGACUGGGACCAGCUGGUUCUCAACGAAGCUGAUGAACUCCAACGAAUAAAGUCACUGGGUCUUGUAAAUCUCGAAGAUGAUGAUGAGGACAACAACUUUAACGUCUGCUUGCCUUCAGUGAGAUCUGACCACUCUCAGAGCCACUACAUCCUGGAUCCCCCGAUCUUCAGAGCCGCGGAGAUAAGCGCCGUGGUCACAACGAGGUCAAAUGAGGACGGCUGGUCCGAGAAUUACAUAAUCGAGCACUUGCUGAGACUGAAGAUAACUGAGGCCUCUGCUCAAGACAUCGGGACCGAGUACUUUACUAGUUCGAUAUUGAAACCUUCGUACAAACGACAGAAGACAUCGAUAAGUAGCUUUAAAAAAUCAUUACUCAAGUCCACUAAGUACAAUAUAUUCAACGGAGUGACUUGCCUGAUCUGCACGACCCAGGAGGGGUAUCUUUACAAUUUUGCACCCUCUAGUUGCGAGGAGGUGUCGUUUGAUGUCAGCAAUUGCCAGAUUUACCCAUUUACGGCACCGGUAAUCCACGUGGCGCUAGAAAAUACUGCACUGCACGCGCUGACUGAAGCCGGACUAGAGUCCUACACUCUGAGGAUCCAAGGUCUCUUCAAAACUGAUGAUCUCAAAGUCGAGUCGAGUCUCACUGAACCUGGACCGGUUUCCCUGAUAGGUCUGAGACCAUUUCUGGGUGUUAAAAAAUUACUGCACGCUUCUAAAUGUCUUGUACUGCUUGCCAGUGAUGAAGACACUUGGACAUUUUACUCUCUGAAUUUACCGAAUGCUGAAGAUGUCUAUCACGACAUACUGAGCGCGGCUAAUAACCACAAGACGACAAGUCCCAGUACUUAUAAGCACUUGCUAGGAGAAGCCAACACUGUGCUGAGACUCGCGAAGGAGAUGAUUUAUUACACCUCCGACGCGGCGUUCUUCAGCAGCAUCAACGACAUGUCCAAAAGCCACCUGGACAACUUGUAUCUUCAGUCUUGCGCGCUGUUGGCUGACCACUACAUGUCCUCGGAGUCUCCAAUGGACUGGAGUCGUAGCACCUGGUACUACAGCCUAGCAGGACUCAAAGCUCACGAUGUUCUUUCUAGAAAAGACGUCCAGCGUGCUCCGGGGAUGGUUACAUUUGUGUCCGAGUGUCUGCUGAAUCUACAAGCUGGGACGGAAGCUGAUACUCUCUUCCAGGAGCACAAUAUCGUUGAGGUUUUGGUCAAAGCUGAAAAAAGUGAUCUAUUGAAGCUGAUACUGGCUAGUCCUGUUCUCCGGGAGUAUGCGACAGACAAGCUGAUCAAUGUCAUAUCGACUUGGGAGCCAGAUGACAUGACUUGGCUGUCUCUGGUGCUGCUCUACACUCAGGCGGACAGACAGCAUCAAGCUGAACGUGCUCUGGAGCCUAUUUCUGACAGAUUCAUCAUGGAGAAGAUACUUGCCAACUGGUCCUGGUUGUUUGACGUCAUCAGCGCGAAGAAGAGCAAUGCGAUGCCGACUUUCUCGGAGUUUGCUAGCACCCUGAUGAGACUUAAGCUCAAAGUCUUUGCUGAAGUGUUGAGUAAAAUCGUCGAGCGAGAUGCUUUGACUCUGGACCAGAUGAUCCAGAUUUUCUUGGCGUACUUGCCCUCACGAGUUGGCAGAGACGGAAGAAUUGCCGGGAACGCGCUGCAACUCUGCUUGGAAACUUAUCUCCAGAGUUAUUAUCAAGAGGAAAAUAAUUUAACGAGGGGAGAUGUUGACCUGGCGAUUGUCGAAGCAUUCAAAAUACUAGUGAGAUCUUACUUAGCUGAACUCACACAAACAAACGGAGUUAAGCUCAAUGCUGAUACUCAGAUACUGUUUGGAAAAUCCAGGCCCCGCUUUCUUGACCACCCUCUGCUCUACGCCAAGGACAAGGCUAAAAUCAAGACCAAGGAAAGACUCCCGAGAGUUUCUGAUGAUUCAAAUGAAAGUUAUCGUGAAAGUAUUAGAUCUGAGGUCGCUAAACUCCAGGCUCUGCUGGCCAGCGGAUUCCUUCCCGCCGAGUGUUAUCAAGAGGUCGAGCACUUCCUGGAGAGCCAGAAAAUCGAAGGCAGUUUGUCGUUUAAAAUUCUCUGCGCUCGUGACACUGACCAAGUGAUCCAGAUGCUUGCUGACGAAUGUCCCCAAGUUUUGCUUGAUUACGCCAAAGAUAAAUAUACCAAAGAAUCGGACUGGAAGUACUUUAUACAAUUUUUGCUGAAGAAAAUGCUUGAUAAUCAAAAUAAUAAAAGUAUUUAUUGUGUUUAUGAUGAUUUAUUAAGAGAAACGACAAUUCACAUCGCACAGACAUUGUCAAUGAGAGGAUUGAAACGUAUUUUACCAAACGACAGUCUACAUAUAUUACAACAGUACAUUGACACAAGUAACCAAGUGGUACACGCAGAUUAUAUCAAGACAAUGAUUAUCGGCACUGGUCAGCACCUUCUAUGCAAUAUUAAUUUCUAAAUUAAUAUUAUUUUCUGUGAUUAAUAAACUAAUUUAUUAACAAAAAUAUAUCAAAUUAUUAAAUGAAAAAAAAAAAAUUAAAAAAAAAUAUUUCAUAGAAAUU
Microplitis demolitor is the source of this 5204-nucleotide messenger RNA. RefSeq lists its product as uncharacterized. Lineage: Eukaryota; Metazoa; Arthropoda; Insecta; Hymenoptera; Braconidae. Bases 1721 to 5101 code for a protein of 1126 amino acids. The record is from RefSeq and is a predicted model, not a curated record. Gene Ontology annotation, cellular component: cytoplasm. The transcript has 3 exons. Gene Ontology annotation, biological process: organelle organization.